GUGACCUAUGUUAUUAUGCUAGCGAUGUGUCAUCUGCAGAGCAGAAAAAGCUGCAAAUAUCGGAAAAUAUUCAAGUUUAUCGCGCGUGUUAAUCUGAAUUAGGCUUUCCGUUUUAAGUAAAAGUCAAAAUACUGUAUUAGACUGGAUGUCUGUCCCGCAGGGAGAAGUUUAAUCAAGGAACCACAUUGACAAGCUAAUCUUUGACAACUGGGUUAGCCUUAGCCACCAGGCUAAUUGGGCUCAACCUUUCUCCAUCGUUCCUAACGGGACGGAAGAGAAAUGUCUUGUAGCUUAUUGGAGUUUUGUCGGCUCCAGGAGCUGAAAACUGUGCGGGACUAUUUGUUCCAAAACCAGAACACUGAGGCCGAGGAAGACAAAGCGCAAACAGAUGAGUUGACUUGGGACACCUCUGAUUGGGAGUCUGCGUGGGACAAUGAUGUCAAAGAGGAGAAUGCGACAACUCCCACUUCUACAGCGGAGGAGAGUGUGGAGCAGACUGCACCUGGCUGGCUACAGGACUGUGUUGUGGCUCUGUCACCCUGCUCAGAUCUGCUGGUUGUGACUCGUGAACAGAAGGCUGUCUUCCUUUCUGCCAAGUGGCGUACAGAUGACAGUGGUCGAGAUGAGAUGACCCUGGCUGUGUCCUGGUCUGGAACUCUUAGUAGUGAAGAAGGGGAGUGUGUGAGCAGCGCCAUUUGUAUACCUUUGGCCAGUCAAAAAAGGAGCUCCACGGGGCGUCCUGACUGGACUUGUGUGGUUGUGGGCUUCUCCUCUGGCUAUGUCCGCUUCUACACUGAGCAUGGUGUUUUGCUGCUGGCUCAGCUGCUGCACGAGGACCCUGCGCUAAAGCUGAAGUGCCGAACAUAUGAGAUCCCCCGUCACCCUGGAGUAACAGAGCAGCAUGAGGAGCUGAGUAUCCUCUAUCCUGCUGCUCUCGUCACCAUUGAUGGCUUCAGCCUCUUUCAGUCUCUGCGAGCCUGCAGGAAUCAGGUGGCAAGAGCUACGGCAGCAGGUAAUGAUGUUAUUCAGCCCCCUCCUCUGGCUUAUAAAAAGUGGGGUCUGCAGGAGAUGGACAACAUUGUGGAUCAUUGCAGUGUAGGUGUAAUGGCGACAUCCGUUUUUGACCAAAUGAAAAAUGCCUCUAUUCUUGGAGGCUUCAAUGCUUCCAUUAAAGGCAGCCCUCCUGCCAUGUCUCAGUAUGUGACUGUGGGGAGUGGACCAUACACAGGCUUCUUCUAUGCAGUAGAAGGCAACUCCCAGCCUCUCUUGUCUCAUGUGGCUAUGGCUGUGGCUAGCAAACUUACAUCAGCGCUGUUUAAUGCAGCCAGUGGAUGGUUAGGUUGGAAUAAGAACAAAAACAAAGCUGAAGAAGAAGUCGCUCAAAAGCAAAAACCUAAAGUAGAACCUGCCACGCCCCUUCCCAUCAGGUUUGGUCUCCCUGACUCUCGGCGCCAUGGGGAGACUAUCUGCCUUUCCCCUUGCAACACAUUGGCUGGAGUGACCGAUGAUUUUGGUAGAGUUACUCUGUUGGACCUGGCCAGAGGGAUUGCUAUUCGAAUGUGGAAAGGUUAUCGAGAUGCACAGUUGGGAUGGAUGCAGAUUGCAGAGGAGAGAGGUAUUCGCGAAGCCUCCUCUGCUCCCACUCCCAAAAGGCAUGCCCUGUUCUUAAUCAUUUAUGCUCCGAGAAGAGGAAUUCUGGAAGUCUGGGCGAUGCAGCGAGGACCAAGAGUUGGAGCUUUUAAUGUGGGAAAACACUGCAGAUUACUUUAUGCCGGCUAUCGUCUGAUGGGAGUGAACAGUGUGACUAGUCAGGGCUGGCAGCUCCACACGCAGCAGGUCUGUCUACUGGACCCCACCAAUGGAGCACUGAGGACUGUCAACAUUCCUUUCCAUUUGGCUCUCAGUGACAAGAAGAGUGAACGGGCCAAAGAUAUGCACCUUUUGAAGAAAUUUACCACUUUGCUUAAGAGCAAAGACCUAGAACCUGACGUUUUGGAGAGUGAAGCUGAAAGUUUGCUUCUUGAUAUUAAACAUCCUGCCAUUAAGAAACAGGCUUUAGAGUCUCUGCUGUCCCUCAGGAGCACCCCUGUUUCAUGCCUUGCCCAUAUCACAAGCACCUUAUAUGACAGUUUCAAAAACCAAGAUCCAGAUCAAGUUGAUGAAACAUUACUCCAGUUUUGCUCUUCACAGUUAAAACUGCUCAGACUUUAUUGUGAUAUUCAGGACUUAAACUCCUGCACAGACACUAUAGAAUCCUCCCCUGAAACUGAUUCUCUCGAGGGCAUUAAUGCUGACCUGUCCCGCGUGGGCCCCAUCUUGCAGCGUUAUGCUCAGUUCCACACCAAACCCAGUGUGACGUUUGCCCAGGACUCCCCAGACCUGCCCCUGACAGCACCAGCCUUUCUCUCACACAUGGCGUGCACAGACGAGGGUGCGCUGAGGGUCAGCUGCAAAGAGGAGAGUGAAUGGAACAGGCUAGGUAAUUUCUUCUUUUGGAGCUCCCUGUGUGGGAAAAGUUCUCUACAUAAAAUUUGUGAAACACUGGAGCAAGCCGGGAUCACUCCACAACAGUUAUUGUCUCUAUUGCUGAGCAUGUGGUUACUGCGAGAGAAGGAGAUACUGCAGAAACCUGAGGAGACUGUUCAAAAUCUACACACUUUACUUGUAACACUAAGCAAUAUGAAGGGAGCUGUUGAGGAAACAUGGGACACCCAGUCUAUUUCCCCCUGGUGGCAGCAGGUCCGCAACACUUGUGUCCAGUCCCACAAUGCAGCUGCAGCUCUGUUGGCUGCAUUUGUGGCCCAUCGUGUUGCUAAGGCCAGUAUAGCGAGCCGAGCUGACAGCAAGUUGCAGUCAGAGUGGGAGGCUGUGUCUCUGGAGCUGGAGCAGUGGGUGGUGUGCGUGCGUCAGCUGGAGGAUGUGCUAGUGCUGCAGACUCUGCUGCUCCUGCCUCCACCUCAGGGGUCCACAGGGGGAGCUGUAACCCAGUGCUCUAUUAAAACACUUUUAGAAGGAGGAGCUGGUGGAGUUGCAGACAGUGUCUCAAAGUGGGUAUUUAGACACAACUUAGCUCCUGAGCGACUGAAGGAAAUUCUUGAUAUAAAAUAUACAGAGACUGAACAAGAAACGGAUGAAAACAAAAGUCAAGAAGACAAAGAUCAAAGUGAAGAGCUGUUGGUUGCAUUGUGCAAGCGCUUUCCAAACUCGCUCUCUCCAGAUCUGCUCUUCGCUCACUGCUGUUGGGAAUAUGUGGUGCAGUGGAACAAGGACCCAGAGGAGGGCCGUUAUUUGUGUUGGGCUGUUGAACAUCUAAAACUGAUCUCCAAUCCACAUAUUCAACUCGGUAUUUCGUUAAUGAUGUGGAGUACAUUUAUUGUCAAACGUUUUUCUUCAGCUGCUUUUCUUAUGGAAAAAGUUGGAAAGGCUCCGAAAGACCGGUUAUGUCGGCGGGACGUGGGGAUGGGAGACAAAGCAGUGACCUCUUUCCUCGGCAGUUGUGUCCAGUUGCUGCAGAUCCUGAUGGAGGUGACUGGACAAUUGGUUAAGAAUGAGUACCAUUUGUCAUUUUUAAAAUACUUUGCUGAUUCUGCAGUUGAGGAGGUUCCAGCUCCUGAGUUUUCUGUGGAGGAGGUGUGGAGCGGAGCGGAGGGUCCAGUCUCCAUUGCAGAGCUGGCCUUGGAGCAGAGGGGGGUCCAUUACCCUCUUGUUCAACAUCACUGCCUUCUUGCCUCUCUGCUGCACAUGGCUAUGACAUUCAGUAUGAAAGUCAAACCACUCAGCUUGUUUGACAGCAAGGGUAAGAAUGCUUUCUUCAGAGAUCUAACAACCAUCCAGCUGAUGCCCAAUGGAGAUAUGGAUCCUGCAAUUGUCUCACUGCGUCAAGAUUUCCUUCUGCGAGUAUUGACCAGCUGGGUGCAGGCCAUAGAUACCCCCUCCUCCUCCUCAGACUCUGGUCCCUCCUCUCUUCCCUCCAAUGGACCAAUGGCAGACUGGUGGCCCUCACUGUGUCUAGACCUGGGCUCUCUGCUUCAGGUCAAUCCAGACAUCCUACGGCGCCAUCUUGUGUAUGAGCUUUACAAUCAGGGUCUAGACCAAAGAGCUGAACAGGCAAUGUUGGAGGUGGAAGAUAAAGACGUGCUUGGCUCUCAGUUGUUAGUUCUAACUGGACAGAGACUGAGCUACUCUCUGCUGCACAGUCAGAGUCAAACGCAGCCUGCCAUGGAGCUGCUGGCCCGUCUGCCCCCCACCCUCUGCACAUGGCUCAAAGCUAUGGAUCCCAGUGAGCUGCGUUGUCCUUCUGUGCCCCUGGUCCAGACCAGCAGACUAAUCAGUCGCCUGACUGAGAUCCUCCCAGAGAACCAUGCUCAGUACAGCCUUGCUCUGCACCUUCUGGAGGCUGUGGAGGCUCUGUCCACUGAAGAUUGACCCAGGACAAACAUUAGAAUCACAAUAGAAAGUUAUUUUAUAAAAGAUCUGCAGACUGGGGUCACAUCCUCUGUAUCAUGUUUUGAGUUGUGUUAACACAUGGAAUGUGGACCUGUGUUACCAGCCAGGUGUUAAGUUUUCAUGUCACAUAUCUGAAAAUCUUUGCAAACAUUCAAACUGUAUUUUACUGUUAUUUUUGUGUUAUGUUCAUAACUUUCUGCAAUGCAGAAAGGAAAUGAAACAUCAGUGUCUGGCUGGUCAUAAUGGAAACAGCUUUUAACCCUUUUAAUGUCAGUUCUUUGCAUGUGUAUUAAUAUAACACUUGGGUUGGGUUUUUCCAUGUUUGCAUCUUCUAAAUUUCCUGCUCACUACUUAAACUCUUGAGUGCCAUGUUUCAGUUAUUGCUUUGCUCUUGACUAGUGUAAGGACAGAUGUAUUAUAAAAACAUAUUUUUAUUUAUAUUUGCAGACCGUAAUGUAAAAGCUGUGCCUGUACAUCCCUCUAUUCUGUAGUUUAACAUGCAUCUUCUCACACAGGGCUAAUCAAUGCAGAAUAAAGAGGUUUCUCAAAAA
Molecule: messenger RNA, 4997 nt
Organism: Boleophthalmus pectinirostris (great blue-spotted mudskipper)
Lineage: Eukaryota; Metazoa; Chordata; Actinopteri; Gobiiformes; Gobiidae
Gene: rab3gap2
Product: RAB3 GTPase activating protein subunit 2 (non-catalytic)
Exons: 35
Coding region: 280-4425 (1381 amino acids)
Biological process (GO): regulation of GTPase activity
Source: RefSeq, a predicted model, not a curated record